UAGGAAUACGAUAGAUGGCGAGACUCUUUAUAUAUAGUAUCAAGAUAUAUAUAUAUUGGUUAUUUAACACCUUAUAGGGUUUUCAACCGUAUUAAUAUGUACCAGAGAUAGUAGAUUGUCCUACUCGAUAGUGGAAAAAUCUAAAGAUAAAGAUUUAACUUGGAUAUGGAUUGAUCCAACUUUAAAUUUAAUGAACUCGAAUCAACCAUCUAACUUAACAUUUUCCGGGAAAUUUUAUGCUUUCGGUUUGAAAUUCGAUAAUUAUCUCGAUUCCACUUGGAAAUUGGCUGUUCGGUUUGCUAAUCAUAUUGCCAAAGUAGGCUUCUCCACGGUUGAUGAAGCACGUGAACUGUUGGCAGACAAUUUAGUAUUAGCCGCCUUAAAACUAGAAGAAAAUUGGCAUUGGAUUGGAGAUGGUAGACUACAGGACGGUUUGUUAAAUGUAACAAACUCUAGCAACUUUCUUCCACCUGUUAAAAAAGGUAGAAAAAUAAUUUACGCAUCAUUGUCACCUGAAAUGGAUUCUUUUUCCGUUCUCCUUCAACCAGAAAAUAGCUUGACACUCUGUAAAAAAGAGUUUUCAGAUCGUCACACUCACGAAGAUGUUCACGUCAAUGAUAUCUAUUCUGGGCUAUACGUAGCACUUUUGAGAAACUUUACAAAAUCUCGAAACCUUUCUUGGACUUUCGAUGCUCAAAUUCCAUCAACUUGUAAACGUCGGAAUUGUAAGAUUGGUGCAUCAAAAUACGAUCAAGCAAUUCUUGACUCUCUUACAGAAGGUCGUUCAGAUGUAUCAGUUGCGGGUAUCUAUAAUAAACCAGAAUAUGAGCGUUAUGUUAGCUUUUCUGAGCCUUUGGGCAGAGUUUGUCUAUCUGUAGUAACGCUACACGAGCCAUUAAAAGAUAGAAUUGCAGAACUGUCGUCUAUUAUUGAUACUUCGACAUUGUUGAGAAUUUUUGGCCUUGUAAUAAGCUGCAGCAUAGUUUUUUCAAUUCUUUAUUUUUUAAGCCCGUUUAGAGCAACAUCCAAUCCUUGUCGGUGUUUAAACAAUGGCUAUAAAUAUAAACGAAGCUUCUCAUGCGAUAGAUCACUUUACGGUUGGUUAUCUUCCGUUACAUCUGCAUUAGUCUACAAUGGAUUUGGUCCUGCUCCAGCAUCUUAUUCUUCGAAGUUCUUUCUCUUCAUGAUUUAUUAUGUUUCAUUUGUUCUAUUAAACGCUUUUAGGUCUUUAACUAUUUCAUCCAUUCUAAAAUGGAGAAUACUUCCGAGUUUAGGAGUUGAUGAUUUAAAUGAUGCUGUCGAUGCAUUAGACAAUGGGAUUGAGGUAUGGAUUGAAAACGACAGUUACGUUCACGACUUUUUACGAUCAAGAUCUCACAAAUCACCCUAUUCGUAUAUAAUAAAUGAUAUCGAGAAACACAAAUGGUUUGUUAAUAAUACAAAAACUGGAAUAAACAUAGUUUUGGACGGUGUUAACGGUAAAAGGCGUAUAUUUAUCGGAGAAAAUUUUAGGGUAUAUCAUCAUAUAAUAAAAGCUAAACCAAGGUAUUCAUGUUAAUAUGAAAUAUGUCUCCAAAUAGAAAUCUUAAUGAUUAUCAAUACUAUUUAGAUGUAAAUUAAAGAUUGUAGAAGAUUGUCGCUAUGGUUAUACACAUUUGUCAGUUGCGAUGGCGUUUCGAAAAGAAUCCAAUUUACACAUUGACUUUAACAAUUAUCUUCAUGAGAUAUUACCCACCAGAAAAAUUGAGACUAUAGCUAAUGACUAUAUGGAGAGUAGGCCAAUGGAUGAUUGCGGAGGAGUUUCUUAUUUCUCAGUUCCGUUAUUCAGACACAUUAAUCUUAGCCCAACACCAAACCAGCUAUAUAGGAUAUUUAGAUACAAUAUUUUCUUGAUUAUAGGUGUAUUCUUUUUUGGCUUAGUUCACCGUCAACUAUAUUCAUUAGUACAAAAUUUCCGUAUGAAGAGAGAUCGUAUUUAUCAAGCUCAAAUUAAUGAAUGGAGAUUAAUUAAACGAUUUGGCAAAAGCCAGUUAUCUGAGCAACUGACUGAGCUAAGUGAUGAGGAAGAGGAAGAUGACAUCAAUGGUCCAUUUGUUACAUUAAAGGACAAACUUUUAAAAUAUUUAAGUUCUAAUCUAGAGCGACCAGCCCUAGUAACUUUCAAAGAGAGAUCUGCUAUACCAUGAUCUGUCAUGUAAAAAAAAAAAACGAGUAUUUUUACCUUUCGCUACAUAACAAUCAAAUAUUUUUUCUAGAUAAAAGCAUUAUCAAAAGUCUGUAUGCUUUAUAGAACAAAGAAAUUCAUAUGUCAUAUAAUGCCUAGAUGAAAGAACACCUUAUGACACUCAAACCAUUUUUAAUUUACUUUCGUACUUUAGUUGCACCUUUGUCAAAAAAAAAGAAACAAUUCUAUAACUAUAUUUAGGAAAAAAUCAUUUAAGAAAUGGAAGGGAAUCUUGUUUUAAAGGAACUUUAAUCAUAA
Molecule: messenger RNA, 2482 nt
Organism: Dimorphilus gyrociliatus
Lineage: Eukaryota; Metazoa; Annelida; Polychaeta; Dinophilidae
Source: the annotation of a GenBank genome assembly